Messenger RNA from Dinoponera quadriceps, 1114 nucleotides. RefSeq names its product ER membrane protein complex subunit 10 (gene EMC10). Bases 209 to 892 code for a protein of 227 amino acids. The transcript has 4 exons. Gene Ontology annotation, cellular component: EMC complex. NCBI's taxonomy places the organism in Eukaryota, Metazoa, Arthropoda, Insecta, Hymenoptera, Formicidae. The record is from RefSeq and is a predicted model, not a curated record.
CAUGACCACCACGUUGCAACCUUUGUAGCGCAGUAGGAGUCGCUUCCUACCGUCGGUCAACGUCAUCGAAGUCGUGCGUGUUCUGCGAUUUGGCAUGAGCAUGGUGGUAAACAUCGGCAGCCUGGGGAUCACCGUUGUACGAUGAGACGUGGCCCUAUGUCGGUGGCUUCGUAAUUAUCCUCGACGUAUUAUUCGUUCGCGCAACAAGAUGUAUUUGUCGCAUGUCAUCGUGGGCACGUUGCUCUGUGUGUUUUCGUUCGUUCACGGGAGCGAGCUCGACUACGACGGCUGGCUGCAGUUGAGGUUAUGGCACGCGUUCAACGACGAACCGGUGGCCGUGUUCACGGAGCGCGGCAACGUCACGGUGUCCAGCGUGCGUAGCGGCAUGUCCGUCGUCGGGCAGAACGGCUUGCUGCCGCUCGAGAUAAACGCGCUGAAGACUCUCGCCAAGAGCGACGGCAAGUACAGACUGAAGGCAUUGGCGCGUACCUCCUCCGGCAGCGAGAUCACCUUCCUCACCUCGGUGCCAGCGUGCUACCUGCUUGGCUCCGACCUGGAGGAUGUCGUGACGAUAUGGCUGGACAGCGCAGCGGAGCCAGUGGCUGUGAGCAUAUCAUCCUCGGGCCCUUGUAUAUUCGAUAAUCCUUUCACAAAUAUGUGGACCACCAACGUCGUGGUGAAAUACCCGGACGGCGGUCCGAUCCCGGACACGGCUACGUACAUUCAGAAGCUCGAACGAGAACGGGAGGCCAGAGAGAGAGGGGAGACCAAAGAUAAUCGUUCGUUCCUCGCGAAAUAUUGGAUGUACAUUGUACCGGCGUUGAUCUUUCUACUCCUGUCAUCCGCGACGAACCCGGAAGCCGCCGCAGGGGCAAGUGCACAAAGACAAUGAUUUGCUAAACAGAGAUAAUUUUCAUUGUACCUGCAUGUGCAUUGUGUCCCAGUGUCGAAGGGUGAUCUUACGGAGAAGUUGUCCAAAUUUAUAGUAUAAUUUCAUAAUCAGAUAUAUAGCGAUAUAUGAUAUAAUAUAAUAUUAUUAAUAAUACAAUUAUAUUGCUAUGAUAAUUACACUUCUAUGAUAAAAGAAUAAACUGAAUAAAAUAGUUUAAGAUAA